AUGAACUGGCGAUCAGAACGUAUAUGGAUAGAACUUAUAACAGGUUCUCGAAAAACAAGUAAUUUAUGUUGGGCCUGUAUACUUUUUUUAGGUUCACUAGGGUUCUUAUUAGUUGGAACUUCCAGUUAUCUUGGCAGGAAUCUGAUAUCCUUAUUUCCGUCUCAGCAAAUCCUUUUUUUUCCACAAGGGAUUGUGAUGUCUUUCUAUGGUAUCGCAGGUCUGUUCAUUAGCUCCUAUUUGUGGUGCACAAUUCUGUGGAAUGUAGGUAGUGGUUAUGAUAGAUUUGAUAGAAAAGAAGGAAUAGUGUGUAUUUUUCGUUGGGGAUUUCCUGGAAGAAAUCGUCGUAUCUUCUUUCGAUUCCUUAUGAGAGAUAUUCGGUCAAUCAGAAUGGAAGUGAAAGAAGGUAUUUAUCCUCGUCGUGUCCUUUCUAUUGAAAUAAGAAGCCAGGGAUCCAUUCCCUUGACUCGUACUGAUGAAAAUUUCACUCCACGAGAAAUUGAGCAAAAAGCUGCUGAAUUGGCCUAUUUCUUGCGCGUACCAAUUGAAGUAUUUCGAACCAAGGAAUGGAUACUUUCUCGGCAUGGGGUAGGAAACCCAAGAAUCCUUUUUAAUACAACUGAUCUUUCUUCGGAACAACUGCUCAUUCGAUCAAAACAUGUUAGUGUUAGAUCCUAUUUCCGCUCCCUUCUGUUCCCCGUCUGCGGCUAG
This is a messenger RNA of Amborella trichopoda, 708 nucleotides long. Lineage: Eukaryota; Viridiplantae; Streptophyta; Magnoliopsida; Amborellales; Amborellaceae. The record is from the annotation of a RefSeq genome assembly.